Pyrus x bretschneideri (Chinese white pear) is the source of this 1281-nucleotide messenger RNA. RefSeq names its product B-box zinc finger protein 20-like. Gene Ontology annotation, biological process: regulation of DNA-templated transcription; photomorphogenesis. NCBI's taxonomy places the organism in Eukaryota, Viridiplantae, Streptophyta, Magnoliopsida, Rosales, Rosaceae. Bases 381 to 1055 code for a protein of 224 amino acids. The transcript has 2 exons. Gene Ontology annotation, molecular function: zinc ion binding. The record is from RefSeq and is a predicted model, not a curated record. Gene Ontology annotation, cellular component: nucleus.
UCUCUCUCUCUCUCUCUCUCUCUCUCUCUCUCUCUACUAUAUUAGAAGAAAGGCUGGGAUCAAUAUUUGUCAAGCCUCCCCUUCCCUCCCAUCUUCAAAGACAAUACAGUGGAGAGAAAGAGACAUCAUCCAUCCAAUAUGAACCCAUCCGCCCGCAGUUUUUGUGGAACAAGUUGUUCUUAGCUGUUAUCUGACUUUCUCUGGUCCCUCCCUCAUCGGCCAAAUGCCCAAAACCCCAUACUUGUUCUUUGUCUCCAUUCAUUAUCUCCCAUAACAUUUCCUUCCCAACCUCAUCACCAACUCAGUUAAAACAACUGCUACUUGAACACGCAGCUAUAUCCUGCAGCUGCACUUCCAGAGAAAAUUAUUUUAAAGAGAUCAUGAAGAUCCGGUGCGACGUUUGUGACAAAGAAGAGGCAACUGUCUUCUGCUCUGCCGAUGAAGCCGCUCUUUGUGACGUCUGCGAUCGCCAAAUUCACCACGCAAACAAGCUUGCCAGCAAACACAAGCGCUUCUCUCUUCUCCACCCAACUUUCAAAGACUCCCCUCUUUGUGAUAUCUGUCAGGAAAGGCGAGCAUUUCUCUUUUGUCAAGAAGAUAGAGCAAUUCUCUGCAGGGAAUGUGACCUUUCGAUUCACAAAUCGAACGAACACACACAGAAACACAGCAGGUUUCUGCUCCCCGGUGUUAAGCUUUCUGCGGCUUCUUCUUUGUAUCCAUCUUCAUCAGCCUGCUCCAACUUCUCCGAAGUUAUGACCGCAAAAACUAAUGAUGCAAGAGCCUCAAAGUCAUCCACAAUAAGACAGAGAACAGUUUCGUCGAACGAAAUCUUGAGUUCUUCUUCUCCUUCGUUAAUGGAACAAACAAUGUCAUCUUCGUCAUACAAGAAGAUAGAAGAGAAUUAUUGUGUCAGUGACAAUGGUUCGGGUUCGACAAGCAGCAUAUCGGAGUACUUGAUGGAGACGCUGCCUGGGUGGCAUGUGGAAGACCUUCUUGAUUUUUCAUAUGAUCAUUCCAAUGCUUUCUGUGAGGUUGGAAGUGCAUAUUACCUCUAGAGGGGUUUUUUUUUCUUCCUCUUUUUUUUUUCGUUUUUGUUUUUUGUUUGAAAAAAGCAAUAGAAGGCCAUUUUGUUGGUGAUGUGUAUACUUGGCAAUUAUCAAGGCCAAUGUUGCUUAUGUUACUUGUGGGAUUUGCUGCCCUUAGUGAAGCAAGAUCUUCCGAACAACAUAAGGCUUUUUUUCCUCAUCAAAUGAUUUGGCCAUCUGGGCACUUGAAGCUUCA